CGCAUGAUAAUUGCUCAGUUCAUUCCGAGCAACGGUCGACAACACAAUGAAGUUAGCUCUAUUGUUGUUGGUUCACGUAUCGGCGUGUUUUUGUGCCAUUGACUUUAGUGAUAGACCUAGAAACUUUAGCAUCGAGCUAGUGCAUCAUACGCAACUGCAAAAAGAAGGUCAUGUGGUGAUAUCACCGUUUGGAAUAUGGACUUUGAUGAGCGCGGUGGCCCUUGGGGCUACGGGCAACAGCUACAACCAGCUUGCACGGACCUUCAUUCUCCCGAAAGACAAAAGAACGCUCGUGAGUGGGUACAAAGAGCUGACGUCAGUCGUUUUGAACCCUUCGACGACCGGCGUCACACUCACGAGCAAAAACUUCGUGUUUCUCGACUCCAACUUCAAAGUUUACCCGGAAUUCGAACGGAGCAUGCGACAAGACUUCAACUCGACGGUGACUGUCCUGAAUUUCCAAGAUCCAAAUUCGGCUAACAUAGCCAACAAUGAAAUAGAAAGGACCGGAGCGAACGUGAAAAACGUGCUGCAUUCGGAAGACUUCGAAGAGUCUAGGAUGAUUUUGACAAAUGUGAUCUCAUUCAAGGGCCUGUGGUCGUCACCUUUCAAUGCUUCAGACACAAAAGAGGAGGUAUUUUACGACGAGGGCAAAAAUGUGAUCGGACGUGUCAACAUGAUGUCCCAGAAGUCAAUGUUUGCUUUCUCGAAUAUCAGAUCAAUGGAAGCGUUUGCUUUAGAAAUCCCCUACGGUGACGACAAGAAAUACAGCAUGCUCUUCAUUCUACCGUACCCAAAUGUGAAAGUCACUGAUGCCUACAAGAAUCUAGCCAAAACAAGCUUGAAAGAUAUCUUUGGACAGCUAGAACAGGACGUUGAGGAAUUCGGCGAGGAGGAAAUUGAUGUGAAAAUUCCUCGAUUCAAGAUCAGCACGAAUUUGGUUAUGAACAAGCCGUUAAACGAUAUGGGUGUAUUUGAUAUAUUCCAGCCUAACUUGGCUAAUUUCGGUAGAGUAUCAGCUGAAGAUAUUUUCGUGUCUGCGAUAGUGCACAAAGCUGAUAUAGAGGUUACAGAGUCAGGGACGGUGGCGUCAGCUGUCACUGAAGCAUUCUUCGCAGAUAGGAUCUCCUCGCCUACUUUCCAUGCUAACAAACCUUUCAUUUACUUCUUGAUGGAGAAAACCACCAUGACAAUGAUCUUCGGAGGCAUUUACUCGAAACCUACUGUGUUUUAAGUGUAUGUUUUUAUGUUAUUUAAAAUAUUAGUGAUAAAAAAGACUGCCAUGUUUGUAAGCUGAAAGUUUAGAUGAAUUCAUAAUGAAAAAGAUCUUAUGACAUUAGAAAUAUUUUAUGUAAUUAAACUAAGAUGACUUAAUGAUAAAUCCAAUUAGAAAAUUUGUAAUAACAAUAUUUAAAUAGCUUUCUAUCUUCAUUUUCGGACUUAAAUUACAUUUUAAAUUAUGUGAAUA
Molecule: messenger RNA, 1468 nt
Organism: Ostrinia nubilalis (European corn borer)
Lineage: Eukaryota; Metazoa; Arthropoda; Insecta; Lepidoptera; Crambidae
Gene: serpin-5
Product: serine protease inhibitor 77Ba-like
Exons: 1
Coding region: 47-1234 (395 amino acids)
Molecular function (GO): serine-type endopeptidase inhibitor activity
Source: RefSeq, a predicted model, not a curated record